Molecule: messenger RNA, 1645 nt
Organism: Coturnix japonica (Japanese quail)
Lineage: Eukaryota; Metazoa; Chordata; Aves; Galliformes; Phasianidae
Source: RefSeq, a predicted model, not a curated record
CAGUUGGAGCCGGCAAGGGACCCUGGCGGCAGUAGCCCCAUGAUGGGCUUGGCUUAAGCUCAGGGGAAGCCUGGAUGGAUGCUGUGAUUCCAGCCAGGAGCUCAGCAGACCUGCUUCUCCUGCAGUGGGCAUCAGCAGCUCCCAGGCUAACCAGCAGCUCCUCUCCUCACAGGUGCUGCUGCCUUUCAGCAUCUCCAAGACACAGGCUGUGUGUGAGAGGGCUUUGGGGCGCAUCUGGAAGCUUAGUGGCUUCAUGACCAGCAGUUUCUGGCAGCAGCCCCUUGGAAAAAACCUUGCCCCUUCUCAGAGGACAGACAUUGCCCUUGUAACCCUGGAGAAGAUCAUUGGGGACUACGGUUUUGAUGAGAAGAAGUGGGCUGAGACUAUGCUGGAUGUGCUUCGGAGAGACCCUGGCACCUGGCUGAUGGAUGUGCCAGAGAUUCUGGGAUUCAUCCACGCCAACCUGAAGAUCCAGAGCACAUCAGUUCAGCAGAUCCUGCUCUCAGUGCUGGAUGUGCUGACCGUCCAGUUUCCCAGGGAUGUGCUGAGGAGUGUGUUGACCGACCUCCCACAGAAUGACAGCACUACCCUGGACAUACUGAAGAGUGUGCUGACCCUGCUGGAAGCAUCCAAGCGGAUCUGGGAUGAGCUCAGCAGUGUUCUACAGGACCAACAGCUGUGUGAGAUAUUGAGCAUCAGCACAGAGGAGUUGGGCCUCCUUCGCUUGACUGCGAUGCCUCCCACUGAAGAGCUGGUGAAGGAGCUGUGUAAGCCAGCACUGCUCCAGAAGCUUCUGAAUGUGGAAAGCCUGCCAGUGCUCUGGCUGGUGCUCAGACGUCUCGUGCUGCUGUCUGAUAGACCUGAGACGGCAAUUGAAAUCCGGGCCCUGCUUCCAGGCGUCAUGGAGAACCUGCUGUUUGCCAACACAGCCAUUACUGUGAAGGUGCUGAAUAUCUUCAGGAAUGCAAUGCACCAUCUGGGGAAGAGGCACGCCAGUCCGUUUGCUCUGGAGCUGGCUGAGAAGAUCCUGCCUCUUUUUAAUCACGCAUCAUCUGAAGUGCGAGAAGGUUCCAUCCGCCUCUUCAAGGAUGUGAUGGAUGCUGUGCUGUGGUCUCAGAAGGGAAGCAUGAAGAAGACCGUGCGCAGGGGCCUGCUCCCUCUGCUCUUUCACAUGAGUGACGAGACCCCGAGCGUAGCACAGGCAUCUGGGGAAGCCCUUGUGUCCUGUGCAAAGUUCCUGAAGUGGAAGGAGCUCAAGCAGCAGGCCCGGCAGAAGAACACAGUGGGGAUCAUGAAGUGUUUGCUGCAGCAGGACAGAAAGGGAGUGGAAGGCUACCUGCAGCAGAGCCUGCCAUACCUGGAGGAUUCUCAGGCCUCCUUGCGAUGCGAGGCUGUCAGAUUCAUUGGGCUGAUUGGGAAGCACGCCAGGGAGCAGAGUGAGGAGAUGCUGAAUGAACUCUGCAGUGCCCUUCAGCCUUUGGAAGAUGACCCCCAUCUGACAGUCCGUUCUGUGGCAUCUGAGACCAUCCAGAAGCUGAGACACCAAAGGCAGAAGGCGGCACCAGCACGGAGAAGGCUCCCAGCACUUUUCCGCUGGUCCUGCAUAGCCUUCUGAGGGAUAAUUCUUGUUCAUUAACGUUGCUAG